AUGCGGCUUCCUUUCUUGUUAUGUCUCUGUGUAAGUGGGGAUAUGAAGAAUUUUAACAUAUUUAGAUCGCAAUAACUUAUGGGGCCUUCUUCGGGAAGAACAAGUUCAAUAAGCUCCGAGAAUUCACUGAGGACGCUGAAGAAGUUGUGAGUGUUUUGGUAGUAUACAGAGCGGUUUAAAAUACAUACAUAUUUUUACUUGACUGAUAGACAAAGAUCUCAAAAAUUUGUUGGCAAAAGCUGAUUUCAGGCCAGUCUUUUCGCUUUCAACCAAACCGAGAAAUGGUUUACCCAAGUCCUCGACCACUUUGACGAGGCGAACGAUGAGACUUGGCAGCAACGUUACUUUGUAAACGAUGUUUACUGGAAGGAGAACGGCCCUCAGUUUUUGAAUAUCGGUGGAGAAGGACCCGUGAGAGGAGAGAGAAUUUUCAACGAGAGCUACCCGAUGACGAGUUGGGCUAAGAAGCUGAAUGCUCAAAUUUGGAGUCUAGAGCAUCGAUUUUACGGAAAAAGUCAUCCAAAACCGUAAGUUUUGACGUAAGAAUUGAUGAGAAAGCUCGUGCUUUAAAAUUUUGAUAAGGAGUACACGAUAAAAAUUGCCGUUUUUUAGCAAUCAAAGUGUAGAGAAUCUGCAGUAUCUGACCAGUCGACAGGCCCUUGCUGAUUUGGCCAACUUUAUAAGAACCAAAAACCAUGAACUUAAGCUGAAGAACCCUAAAUGGAUCGUCUUUGGAGGCUCUUAUCCUGGAGCAUUGGCUCUGUGGUUCAGAGUUGUCUAUCCCGACCUCACAGUUGGAGCUGUGGGAUCAUCAGCUCCAAUCGAUAUUCAAAUGGACUUCUAUGGUAAGGCUCCAAUGGCAUUAAAAGCUAAAAUAAUAAUUUUAAUGAUGGAAACUUGUUUAGGGUACCUCCGAGUAUGUCAAGAAGCAUAUCGGAAACAAAGCCCAAAAUGCGCCGAAAACAUUGAUAAAGCCUUCACUUAUCUUCACCGGAUGAUGGACUCCAAGAAAGGCCGAGAACGCCUUGAAGCCAACUUGAAUGUUCAGCCAAAGUUUGAAAAACAGAAAUUGAACUUUCAAGACCUCGAGAACUUAUUUGGAAAUUCAUUCUCCUUGUUCCAAGGGGCCGUUCAGUACAGUCGAGUAAACGCUGUAAGAGAUAUGAUGAUACGUAUAUUAUAUUUACAUAGUAUACAUAUAAUAUGAUGUAUGCUAUGUAAGUCUAUGCUUCGGCGAUAAAUGAUUCACCCUUGAUCACCAGCCAUUUUCAGGGGAGGUACGCAACUGGCUACAGUAUUCCGGAUGUGUGUAGAAUCAUGGAACAGCCCGUGUUCAGCCCAAUAACUCAUUUGGUGAAGGUUGCAAAGUAUUUGGAAGGCGAUGUGUUCGAGGAUGACUAUCAAGGCGAUAUCGCGUUUUUGAAGCGGGAAGAUUUUCAUGAAGAGAGUGGUAGGUGUUAGACUGGUAGUUAUUCAGUUUAUAAAUCAUCUCAAAAGUUAUUAUUGUUGUCACUUUUAGCGGCGCGUUCUUGGAUAUGGCAGACGUGCAACGAGUUUGGAUAUUUCCAAACGACCAGCUUCGAGAAGAAUAUUUUCGGCGUCGGAACUCCGGUCGAUUACUACAGAAAGAUUUGCUCUGAUGUCUAUGGGCCAAGGUUUGCCGUGAGCAACAUAGUUAAGGCGCUAAGAGCGACCAGAGAUUACUAUGGAGAGCCGGAAGACUACAAUGUAAGUCUAUGCCUUCUGAAUUACAAAUGGUACCCCAAUAUGUACUAAAUCUGUAAAAACAAUACUUUUAGGGAACAAACGUUGUAAUCCCCAACGGUUCAAUUGAUCCGUGGUCGGCGUUGGGAACAUACGUAAACGGCCCAAGCCAAUAUUCGUAUCUCAUCGAGGGGGCGGCCCAUUGUGCUGAUAUGUCUCCACCGGGCCGAAAUGAUGUCCCAGGAUUGGCUCAUAUUAGAUCGGUUAUCUUUGAGAAACUUCAGGAAUGGAUUAAAGACAAGGAAGUGAAAAAUGUAGAUAAAAAUGAGAAGAAGGAAGAAAAGAAAGUUGAAGAAGAGACAGCGGAGCCUCAAGAAGUUUUUCAUGCGCCGGGAGAAGUUUGCUUCGGAUGCGGUGGAUACGGAGAGGUAGGAAUUCAAACUUGUACAAGGUUUUUACAAGCUCAAAGAGUUUUAGGCUGACAGUAUCAGUCUUUCGAUAAAAUAAUGAGCUCUCUGACGCUGCAAUUUGGAAUAUGUACAAUCCUAAUUUCAUUUGUGCGUAAUCGGCGUUUGGCUAUUUUUAGAAACUCAACCUCCCUGAAGAAUCGACUGCCAUCAUCUCAAAGAAAUUCUACAGUCCACAAGACGGCUAUCCGGCCUUUGAGGAAACUCCAAGAAACGCCGAAGAUGAGCCGAAGCUCUCCACGAUUGAGCAGGUUGUUGAUCAUUUCGAGAAGGAUCCGAAAAAACAAAAGACUUUCAAACAAGUAAUACAACCGUCAAGAGACUAAAUUUGUAUUUUCAGCACUUUUACAUCAACAACAAGUACUAUAAGGAGGGUGGUCCAGUCUUACUCUUGAUUGGAGGAGAAGGACCUUUGAGUAAGGAGAAGGUUAACAAAUGUAAUCUUGUCAUUAUUAGGUUACUACAAGCCAUUUAUAUUCGAAGAAAAGUCAAGUGUCUUGAAAUAUGCGAAGGAGCUAAAUGCCUCGUUAAUUGGUCUGGAACACAGAUUUUAUGGAAAGAGCAUUGCUACAAGGUAAUAGCUUUAGAAUACUGUCAAAUCUAUAUGUAUCAAAUAUAGAUUUCUACGAUUCUUUUGUACUAGUCGCGGAAAAAAGUCCUUGGAAUUUUUCGCGGCCCCCAAAUCUCGUCGCACUCCGAAAUGUUGAUUUGUCGCGGGAAUCGCGCGCGACAAUAAGGCAAAAACAAGAAAAUUGCACAGUGCAAAAGCACUUUUCGGGUUCAUGCACAGUGCAGAGUCGCAGAAAAUUCUAACAAUAAGGACUUUUUUCCGCGACUAGUACAGGGCUUUGACUGUAAUCCUAUUGCAUUUAGUGACUUGUCGGUGAAGAGUCUUCAAUAUCUGACAUCUCGACAAGCACUAGCGGAUAUCAAUUACUUCAUUGAAACUAUUAAAAAGACCCCACUCUAUAAGGACGCGAAAUGGGUUCCCAUUGGAGGCUCUUAUGCUGGAUUCUUGGCGGCUCAAUUCAGACAGCUGUAUCCAAGCUCUUCUGUGGGAUCGAUUGGAAGUUCCGGACCGCUGGACAUUAAUGUUGACUUUUACAGUAAGCCAAACAUUGCUCAUGGUUUACAAUUGUUUUAGUGUUUAAUGUCGUGGCACAGUUUACAUUGGGUGGAUGUGCUGGAAAGAUUAAAGAGGGAUUUGAUUACAUAAACCAGUUGCUGAACACCAUUGAAGGAAGGGAGAUUAUCAACCAGAAAUUGGGGUACGUUUGACACUAAGAGCUCAAGAUUUUACAUGUGUUUUCGUAUAUGCCUAACCGAGUAAAAAAAAGCCAGAUCUUGCAAAUUUUUUCCUUCUUUUGCUUAGCAUCAUUAAGUUCUAUUUCAGUCCAUGCUACGGUGACAGACGAUUCAAAGGAGAAUACGUGGAUCCCUUUGACAAGAUGGAAUUUUACCGGGACCUGAUUAUAAGGUUCACUGAGACAAUUCAGUAUGCCGAACCAGUAAGACAGACUCUUCUAUCCUGCCCUUUCUUCAACCCCAUUUAACUUAUAUUUUUCAGGGACCCAACGGAACAGUCGCAAAGAUUUGCAAUCUUUGGAACAACGACCAACAUGACGUCUUUUACAAGUUCAAUGCUGUUUACAAGCACUGCUAUGAAAUGGAUUAUAGCAAACGGAUCGAUAGUUUGUCUGAUAUUUCCAUUGAUGGUCCUGGAGCCAAAUCUCGGUGCUGGUGGUGGCAGACUUGCAAUGAGUUCGGGAAUUAUCCCUCAACCGGUGUUGCGGACCUGGUUUAAGUGGAUUGCCAAUCAAGUGAGUAAAGUCGUGUUAAUUGAGAAAAGAAUGUAAAACUCUUUUCUAAAAUAAUUUUUUAUCUUUUCCGGAGAAAAUGUGUUUUGUAGCACUUCUUAUGUGAUCUUUGAUCAUAGAAAAUAUGAGGAAAGAACCAUCAAAAAACCUGUUUUGCUUUCGCUUUCUCCGCAACGUUCUCAAGACUUUGAUCCAAAGAGAUCGUUCAAUAUCUCGGAUGUAGUUGCAAAGCGCAAGCUAAAAUUUUUGGAAAAUAAAACUUAAACUGUGAGGUGUUGUUCCAGUUAAAAGAUUUCUGAAAAUUGUAUGUUGAGAAUCUCCCUAAUGACCAACAAAGCUCGUAUAAUUUUUUCAGUUACUUCGUCGAGUGGUGCCGCAGAGCGUACGAUCCAAGUUUUACCCGUGACAAAAUUGAAGCGAACAUAAAGAAAACGAAUAAAUUGUACGGUGGAGAAAGAGGUUACCGAGCGACGAAACAUCUGCAUAUCUACGGAACCGCCGACCCGUGGCACGCGGCUGGGCUCUUUACUGUCGACGCAAAACAUAGACCGACGGACGAAGACCAUGGAGAGGAUGUGGUCACUGAAUAUCUGGUAGGCACAUCCCAUAUGGCCGACUUGUUCCCUGAGCAAGAAGCAGAGUCGCCGAAGGUGAAAGACGCAAGGAAGCUGACUGUGGAGACCAUCAAACGAUGGAUCAAAUAA
Molecule: messenger RNA, 4692 nt
Organism: Bursaphelenchus xylophilus (pine wood nematode)
Lineage: Eukaryota; Metazoa; Nematoda; Chromadorea; Rhabditida; Aphelenchoididae
Source: the annotation of a GenBank genome assembly